GCAGUAAAGCAGCCAUCAGGGAAGCGAUUGAGCGUACUGAAGUUUACAAAUACAUGCUGUUCCUGUCCUCAGGGUUCGCUCAGAAAAACUUCCAGAAAUAUACAAGGCCUUGCAUGCCAUCAAGCUUGCCGAAGCUGGACUUUCUGAUCGUGCUCAUGAGUAUGGUGUAUGCAUUGCUACAGCAGUGAUCGCUUCAUCCAUCAGCGUCUCGGGGCAGCUGAAGGGACUGAUGAUGAUGUUAUAUAAAAUGCUGCACCAGAAGAAGACAGAAGACCCCAAGUGGCCACUGCACACAAGCAAAGCAUUCUGACAAUUUCCUUCACCAGUCCUAUGAGAUACCUCCUACUCUGCAUGUUCUUGACCAAGAGCAGUCCUUCUCACACAGCUGCCAUAACGUCUCUUGGGAAUCUGAGGACUCUGAAUGUGGCCUAAUGUCUGGUCAGACUCCUGCAUUCCAGCUUCCUACUAAGAGAUGAUCGUUACACCACAGGAAGUGUUAGAGUCGCGGUACAUUCAGGGAGAGCUGCUGGGACAAGGAGGCUUCGGCUAUGUGUUUGCAGGAGUCCGUAAGGAGGAUGGGAAACAGGUUGCUAUUAAAUAUGUCCACAAGACAAGCGAUGACAAAUACAUCAACAUUCCCGGAGAGAAGGACCCCCUCCCUCUGGAAGUAGGCUUGAUGCUGAUGACGUCCACGCAGAGUCACUGUGAAAAUGUAGUAGAGCUGCUGGAAUGGUUUGAUGUGACUGAGUGGAUCAUCCUGGUUCUGGAGCGACCCAGUCCCUGCAUGGACCUGCAAGAGUAUUGUAGUUCUUACUACAAUAAUGAAAUGCCGGAAACACUGGUUCGUGACAUCAUGUGGCAGGUGGUUCAGGCUGCUCGUCACUGUUGUGACCAUGGAGUUCUGCAUCGUGACAUCAAGUCCGAGAAUCUUCUCAUCAACACCGAGACAUUGCAAGAACUCCUGUUUAUUCUCCUCCUGACUGGAUACAUGACAGACGGUGUCUGGGACGUUCUGCUACUGUCUGGAGUCUGGGUGUGCUCCUGUAUUACUUGCUCCAUGGAGACCCAGUCCCUACAUGGACCUGCAAGAGAGGGUGUGUUGAACUGAUCCAUGACCAAUUCAUCAACCUGCAUAAAGGCAAGGCUCUUGGCUAGGCUACUGUGGGAUGGGAGAAAGGUGAUGCAUGUGCAUGUUCAUAAUCACAAAAUGAGAGACCUGAACUGAGGACCGCCGACAUCCUGGCUGCCAUUAAUUUUGAACUCUUGUAAUUGGUGGUGGAUUCAGCUUGAGUAGAAUAGUGGAGAUGCAUGUGCAUGUUCCUGAUGGUACUGAACUGUAGCAUUUUCAUGUGCAUAUAACAGCUUACUAAUACCUGCAAUGUAAAUUCAUGGUGGAGGAUUGUAAUUAGACAUUUUAGUUGGUGGAAGUAAUCUGGUAAAAAUGCAGAAAACAUUCAAGCUAGUUGCUUCAGGCCCGAUGGGACAGUCAAGCACUACUGCGAAACCAACAGACUGGUCGUUAUGUUUCUUGUGCCAAACAGAUGAUGCAGGAUUAGGUGAACUGAAAUGUCCAGCAAGGAGAACAGAAGAAACAUCUGGUUAUGAUUACAUUGCAAAUAAUCUUUCAGAAUUUGACAAAAUCAAUCGUGUGCCUAUGAAUAUAAAUCCGAAUAGGUUGAAUGAUGGUCAGGGCAUAGUAGAGACACUCAAGGCUCAUAAAGCUGUGUACCAUAAAGUCUGUUAUGACAGAUGUAACAAACAAAAGCUUCGAGUGUAUAAGAUGUCCUUUGUUAAUUCCUUGAAUAAAACUUUU
This is a messenger RNA of Neoarius graeffei (lesser salmon catfish), 1813 nucleotides long. Its product is annotated as serine/threonine-protein kinase pim-1-like. The record is from RefSeq and is a predicted model, not a curated record. Bases 473 to 1108 code for a protein of 211 amino acids. NCBI's taxonomy places the organism in Eukaryota, Metazoa, Chordata, Actinopteri, Siluriformes, Ariidae. Gene Ontology annotation, biological process: protein autophosphorylation; Golgi organization; regulation of mitotic cell cycle. Gene Ontology annotation, molecular function: protein serine/threonine kinase activity; ATP binding. The transcript is spliced from 10 exons. Gene Ontology annotation, cellular component: ER to Golgi transport vesicle membrane; cytoplasm; endoplasmic reticulum exit site.